This is a messenger RNA of Humulus lupulus (European hop), 1739 nucleotides long. RefSeq names its product protein ROH1A. The record is from RefSeq and is a predicted model, not a curated record. The transcript has a single exon. Bases 125 to 1324 code for a protein of 399 amino acids. Lineage: Eukaryota; Viridiplantae; Streptophyta; Magnoliopsida; Rosales; Cannabaceae.
CAUAUAUAACUGUUGAAACUCAAUCUUUUUUUAGAACUCUCCUAUUAUCUCUCUCUCUCUCUCUAUACUUUUUCCUUCUCAAUUUUCCCGAGAAAGUGAGAAAGAAAAUCAAAUUUCAGUUAAUAUGCGGGCAACAGAGAACAACCAGGGUUCGUUUCUGAACCGAAUCAGUAUACGCCGCAAUCAGGUGGUUUCUAUGGAUGUAAACCAUGAACAAGAGCUCGAAGACAUUGAAAUCUUUCAGAAACAUGUCAGUGAUCGAUUCUCCAACCUCUUUGCCUCCUCUGACGAAUCCCCUAUCGCCGGCGCCGGCGACACAGCCCUUCUCUCUAUCGCCUGGCUCCGGAAGCUUCUCGAUGUUUAUCUCUGCUGUGAGGCCGAGUUCAAGGUGCUCCUCAUAAUGGGUCGGGACCCGUCUCAUAUCUCGAAACCCCCGCUCGAUCGUCUCAUCCCAGAGCUUCUCGACCGGGCUGUGAAAUCUUUGGACAUUUGUAAUGCUGUGACUCAUGGUAUCGAGGCAGUCCGGCAUUGCCAGAAGCUCGCCGAGAUCGCGGUUUCGGCUUUGGGUCAGAAGCCGAUCGGAGAUGGUCAAGUCCGGCGAGCUAAAAAGGCUUUGAAUUCGUUAAUUGCGGCCAUGGCGAUCGAGGACAAAGACGGCGUCGGAGGUAAAUUUUCAGACAGAGCUUGGUCUUUUGGGCGUAAAGGAGGCGCAGGAUCCGCCUCGAGUAAGGAUCGAACCGUCGGGCAAUUCAGGUCUCUGUGGUGGGGAAUGGCUAAAGGCUGGUCCGCGGCGAGGCAGCUUCAAGCAAUGUCAUCCAAUUUGGUGGCGCCUCGUGGAGCUGAGUCAACCGGGUUAGCUCAACCGGUUUAUAUAAUGAGCACUGUUAUGAUGUUUGUGAUGUGGGCUAUGGUGGCUGCGAUUCCCUGCCAGGAGAGGACAGGUUUGGCGACUCAUUUUCCAGUACCGAGGCAAUUGGCUUGGGCUCAACCCAUGAUUGGAUUACAAGAAAAGAUAGCUGAGGAGUGGAAGAAGAAGGAGAAGAAAGGGUCAUUUGGGUUAUUAGAUGAAAUACAAAAGCUGGAGAAGCUGGGCUUAUCCUUGACCGAAUUCGCAGACUCGUUUCAGUUUCCGGCGGAGCCUGAGCGACUCGAAGAGGUGGCGACCCAGGUGGCUGAAUUGGCUGAAACUUGCCGAAAGAUGGAGGAAGGAUUGGUUCCUUUGCAGCAGCAGAUUAGAGAGGUGUUCCACAAGGUUGUGAGGACUAGAACAGAGGUCCUUGAUGUGUUGGACCAAUCUGGUAAAGUGUUUACCCCCACAGUGUAAAAAGAUAUAUUAUAUAUAUAUGGUUUAUUGAUUAAUCACUCACUUAUAGUAUUGAGAGAUCUUGAAAGAGCUUCAGAGUAGAAACUUUUUUGAGGUAAAAUCUUCAUGAUCCCUUGUUCAAUUACAGUCUUGUGAAUCUCUUUUGGUUCACGAAGACAUGGCCUCAUUGAACCUGAAAGUUGGAUCAUGGUGGUGUGUCCAUAGUGGUGUCCAAAUAUUUUGAUUGAGCUUAUAGCUUAAUUUAACCACUAAGGGUGUGGCGAACUUUGCUUCUUUUUUUUUUUUUUUGCUGAAUGUGAAUUCUUCUCUUUUGAGUAACUUGUAAUUUUGUUGUUUUGGUUUUUGAGUACAUAAACACUCUAAUCAAAGAUUGUAGAUAAACGUAACCUAAUAAGGAAUUUCUUUGUUCUUGUUA